This is a messenger RNA of Crotalus tigris (Tiger rattlesnake), 854 nucleotides long. It is a transcript of the gene SPATA25, whose product is annotated as spermatogenesis associated 25. The transcript has 2 exons. Bases 18 to 854 code for a protein of 278 amino acids. Lineage: Eukaryota; Metazoa; Chordata; Lepidosauria; Squamata; Viperidae. The record is from RefSeq and is a predicted model, not a curated record. Gene Ontology annotation, biological process: spermatogenesis.
AGAUUGCAACAGAGACGAUGGCCUUUUGUGGGGGGCUGGAAAAAGCUUCCUCAGCAUCCUUUGCCCCCUCCUACCAAGGAGAAUCGACCGGCGGCAGCAGCAGUGAGUCCAAAGAGGCCCCAGGGAGUCGGCCGAGCCCCUUUGCCCAUGUGCCACGCGAGGCCCCUCCUUCAGCCAGCCUCCCCUGCCCCGCGGGGCUCCUGCGAAGGAAACUGCAGGCCAAGCAGACGACUCCCCUGCAGGGUGGUGCCACGCGGCUUCCCCAGGUGCCCAGCCUCCCCCAGUCGUGCCCGGCCCCGGGGGCUCUCCAGCAGGGGGGUACCGACCCUUGGGAGACACCCUGGAGGCUCCCCCUCCAGAACGGGGCCCUGGAGUACCCGCUGGAGCACCCAGCCAACCGGUGGCUCUACCUCUCCCCGGGCGCCCCGCAGCCCUUGCAGCAGCAGCAGCAGCAGCAGCAGCCCGCCAGCCCCAGCGGAGACUUCGCCCUGGCGCAGUGGGGCUUCGUGCCCAGCAGCGGGGUCGUCGUGAUGUCGGCCAAGCUGAGCAGAGACAGGGAUGCCCAGCCCAGACUGGCCUGGCCCCCCAACAUCUGCAUCCUGACCCUGGCCAUGAUGAUCGCGGGCAUCCCCACCGUCCCCGUGCCCGGCGUGCGUGAAGAAGACAUGAUCCACGCCGCCCAGCGCUUCAUGGCAGAGAACCUGGAGGCCGGCGAGGGCCCGGCGGACGGGGCCCCCAGCAGGCGGUGGGCAGCCUUGCAGCGCCUUGGCUCGUCCUGCAAGAGGGACCGGCAGCGCAGGCGAGCGGCCCACCGCAGCCUCCUGCCUCUCUUCCUGGCCCAGCUGGAGAAGUAG